AUGAAUCUGCCGGCGGAUUCUGUUUCUCGAAAUUUCUAUAAGAGCCCAGUCGACACCCACUGGACGCUUAUCCACACCGAGUCGCGUGCGGUUCUGUUACUGUCGAAAGCUAAAAAGGAAAAAGAAAUCAAGAAGGAGAUCGAUCCUAUGCUGUACUGCACACAAAGUAACAAGUCUGAGAGAAAGAAAGAAGAAGAAGAAGAAGAAGAAGAAGAAGAAGAACAGGAGGUAAACAAUAAAUACACUCUUCCCCGCGAUCCCUGCUCCUUCCCUUCCUGA
Messenger RNA from Penicillium bovifimosum, 279 nucleotides. RefSeq lists its product as uncharacterized. The transcript has a single exon. The record is from RefSeq and is a predicted model, not a curated record. NCBI's taxonomy places the organism in Eukaryota, Fungi, Ascomycota, Eurotiomycetes, Eurotiales, Aspergillaceae. Bases 1 to 279 code for a protein of 92 amino acids.